Trypanosoma brucei brucei TREU927 is the source of this 396-nucleotide messenger RNA. Its product is annotated as small nuclear ribonucleoprotein, putative. NCBI's taxonomy places the organism in Eukaryota, Euglenozoa, Kinetoplastea, Trypanosomatida, Trypanosomatidae. The record is from RefSeq and is a predicted model, not a curated record. Bases 1 to 396 code for a protein of 131 amino acids. The transcript has a single exon.
AUGGAAGGUGUAGCUGAUAUUCCCUUACGUGCCAUUUGUGAGGCGACCGGAUUCCUCGUCAAGGUGGAAACUACUGAUGGCAGUGUUUAUGAUGGCAAGCUGAUGCAACUUGAUGCAAUAUGUGGGGACAUAGAACUUAUUGAUGUGCGGUGCCAGCACCGAGACUCUUCGCUUUCUGUAGAGGGUCGUGUUUUCUUAAAGGGAUCAAGUGUACGACUUGUGCACCUUCCAUCGGAUCUGAAGAGGGCACCGUUCCUGGACUGGAAGAAUUUGUCUAUCCAAAAACAGUUGAAAAGCAGCUUAAAAGCCUCGAAGGGCGGCGAGAAUAAAUGGCCAAAAAGAACACGUAUGAAGCCUACAAAACUAGAGCAUCGAAAGAAAAAGCUACUCCUAUGA